This is a messenger RNA of Pseudoliparis swirei, 6253 nucleotides long. RefSeq names its product kelch-like protein 28. The transcript is spliced from 6 exons. The record is from RefSeq and is a predicted model, not a curated record. Gene Ontology annotation, molecular function: protein binding. The coding region runs from base 90 to 1805 and encodes 571 amino acids. NCBI's taxonomy places the organism in Eukaryota, Metazoa, Chordata, Actinopteri, Perciformes, Liparidae.
GUUUCUUUCACCGCCCCGCCGGGUUCACACUCGUCGCCACUGAUCAAUCGGUCAUUUCAGCGGCUCGCUAGACGGUCUUGAGGUUACAGAUGGACCAGCAGGACCAGUCCUAUAUGUUUGCCAGUCUGAAACGGCCUCACUCGGAGCAGUUGCUGCAAGGUCUGCAGCUCUUGCGGCAGGAUCACGAGCUAUGUGACAUUGUCCUGCGUGUGGGUGAUGCCAAGAUCCAUGCCCACAAAGUCGUGCUGGCCAGCAUCAGCCCAUACUUCAAGGCCAUGUUCACAGGUAACUUGUCGGAAAAAGAGACCUCCGAAGUGGAAUUCCAGUGCAUCGAUGAGACCGCCUUGCAGGCCAUUGUUGAGUAUGCUUACACUGGCACGGUGUUUAUCUCCCAGGAGACGGUGGAGUCUCUGCUACCGGCUGCCGAUUUACUCCAGGUGAAGCUCGUACUUAAAGAGUGCUGCUCCUUCUUGGAGAGCCAGCUGGACGCUGGGAACUGUAUCGGCAUCUCCCGCUUUGCAGAGACAUACGGCUGUCAUGACCUGUGCCUAGCCGCAACGAAGUUCAUCUGUGAGAACUUUGAGGAAGUUUGUCUCACGGAGGAGUUUUUUGAACUGACGAGAGUGGAGUUAGAUGAAAUAGUGUCCAAUGACUGCCUUAAGGUGGUCACAGAGGAGACUGUAUUUUAUGCCCUGGAAUCAUGGAUCAAAUAUGACGUGACUGAGAGACAGCAGCAUCUGGCUCAGCUGCUGCACUGUGUUCGCCUUCCUCUACUCAGCGUAAAGUUUCUCACUCGCCUAUAUGAAGCCAACCACCUUAUACGAGAUGACCGCGCAUGCAAGCACCUGCUUAAUGAGGCCCUCAAAUAUCACUUUAUGCCGGAGCACCGGCUCUCCUAUCAGACCGUGUUGUCGGCACGGCCACGCUGUUCCCCCAAGGUGCUGCUGGCAGUGGGAGGCAAGGCUGGACUGUUUGCAACACUAGAAAGCAUAGAAAUGUAUUUCCCUCGGACGGAUUCGUGGAUAGGUCUGGCCCCUCUCAGUGUACCCCGAUAUGAAUUUGGAGUGGCCGUGCUGAACCACAAGGUGUACGUGGUGGGAGGCAUCGCCACACACAUGAGGCAAGGCAUUAGCUACCGGAGACACGAGAGCACAGUGGAGAGCUGGGACCCCGAGAGCAACACCUGGUCCUCGGUGGAGCGCAUGGCCGAGUGCCGCAGCACACUCGGGGUGGUGGUCCUGGCGGGCGAGCUGUAUGCCCUCGGAGGCUACGACGGCCAGUAUUACCUCCAGUCGGUGGAGAAAUAUGUCCCCAAGUUGAAGGAGUGGCAGCCUGUGGCUCCCAUGACCAAGUCCCGCAGCUGCUUCGCCACCGCUGUGCUGGAUGGCAUGGUGUACGCCAUUGGAGGCUACGGCCCGGCCCACAUGAACAGCGUGGAGCGGUACGACACGAGCAAGGACGCCUGGGAAAUGGUGGCCCCCAUGGCAGAUAAAAGGAUCAACUUCGGAGUAGGCGUCAUGCUCGGCUUCAUAUUUGUGGUGGGCGGACACAACGGGGUGUCGCACCUGUCGAGUAUCGAGAGGUAUGAUCCACAUCAGAACCAGUGGACGGCCUGUCGGCCAAUGAAUGAAUCUCGCACUGGUGUGGGCUCUGCCAUCGUUGACAACUACCUCUAUGUGGUGGGAGGUCACUCCGGGUCAUCCUACCUGAACACUGUCCAGCGCUAUGACCCCAUCUCAGACAGCUGGUUGGACUCGAGCGGCAUGAUGUAUUGCCGAUGCAACUUUGGCCUGACUGCCCUUUGACCCAUGGCCCAGCCAGCUCGGACCCAUUAAGAGAACUUGGACACAAAGACGUUUCUUUUUUGUUGCCCCCUGCGCCUCCUUCCCCACAGUCAUCCUCCCAGGUGCAGAGGAGCGCUGCACACCAACGUGAACACCAGAGGAGAGGGAGGGAGAGAUGGAUGUGCCGGGCUGGCUGGCAAGAGGGAGAACUACAAACAUGGCUGCAGAGAUGAGAGGGCUGCAAAGUUGUGCGGAACAGAGAGGAGGUGAUUGGCCAGCUGUCGGCACGAGGAGACGACCGCUCUACUGCUGCUCGACCACGACGAGGACUCUGAGCCAUUUCCCAGAGGACUGUGGGAGAAAACACGUCGCUUUUGUUUAAACGAUUCUGUUAUGUUAGCAGACUCUUAUUUUCUUCUUCUUCAUGCCAUUUAAUUGUGUUCAACACUCAAAUCCUUUUUUUAGUUUAUUUUUUUAUAAUUUCCCUGCUGCAACUGGAACCGUGUGUUCAGAUUUUGUAGAACACCGCAGUUUGCGGAUGAAUUUGUAUGAAUUUGUGGUUGCUGGCCAUGGUGUGUGUGUCAGUCGGUGUGUGUGCUUGAGGGAUGCAUGUCGGAUAGGAUUGUUUUGUUACGUGUCGGGGUGCAGAGCUGAUGCUCGGGUGCAGUGACGCAGGUGUUCUGCAUCGAAAUCAGUGCUUCACAAAAAAGAGAAAAGUUGAAAUCUUUAUAUUUUCAAAAAGGGCUGCCUUUUUCUCUUGUAAAUAGUCUAAAUAGAAAAAUAUAUAUAUAGAUAUUAAUAUAUCCUCUAUUGCAUUGCCUGUAAAUGUUUUUCUGCACUGGGUCGUGUGUGUCCCCGUCCGGCCAAGGGUCCGCGUCGUGGAGACCAACUCUCCCGAGAGUGACUGUCACUAGUUUCUGCUUCAUCUUUGGAGACAUUUUAAAAUCCCCCAUGUUCUUGCUUUUGUUACAUCUUCCGAAGGUCGGUGAUGCACUUGCUCUUCACAAUAGUUGAAAUCGACCGUGGCCCUCUUUUCACCCUUUGGUCUCGACACAAUACCAACUGGUGCUAUAUUUAGGAUUCAGGAUUCAGCUGUUUGUCUGCGUUUCCUCACGCAAUGAGGUCAGCCUCUGUUCAGCCUCUGCUCCGUUACUGCGCAAGAUGUUCGUUAUUUGAUUUAAGCACAUGUAAUUGCGUGAAGGCUAUUGGCCAACCAUGCAAUAAACCUGAAAGGGAAGCCUGUGGUUGGAAAACCACAACAUUCUAUCCUCCAUAAAUAUCUAAAAAAAAGUCUGGAUAUUAUCUCCUGUCGUGCGUUUAGUUUAGUUUUUUAAAAUCCAGCCCAGUAAGCGAUCUCCUUGCUCCCAUCCCUGUAGCAUGGAUAUGACCAUGCUUUGUAAUUGUAUCACAGCCUCUUCCCGUUGUACUGUCACACUCUCUUGGCUAUGAACAAUGUUCUCCCCCCAGUGAUUGGGGCUAUCAAACAUGUGAGCCUGGUGUAGCUGCCGUCUUGCUUGCUCAGGCUGGAGGUAAUCGCUUCACCGCUUCAUUUGACGUGCCACAACAUUACUUUUGUUUUUGUGCAUCUUUCCCACCUCCCAGUGCUGGGAAUGACUUUCUUUUCGUCCUGAGUGCCACAGGUGAAAACAUUUAUGUUCUCAGCCUUAUUGCUAAUGUCUUGGCAUGACAUUCUUCCACAGUUUCAGUUAAGAGAAGGACGAUGAAGCACCAACGUCUGACGGCCAACUCGAGCCAUGUUCCCACUGGCCCAGUCCUGUGUCCUGGGAGGGAGACCAGAGUGUUCCCCUGGCUGUCCAGUCUUGUGUCCAGCUAGCAGACGGGUGACGCAAUGCACCGCACUAGAGGGCAUUCGAGAGGGCUAGGUGGGGUUUGUCUAGUUUAGUCACUUAACGGUCAAGCCUAGUUUGAGUUCCUUUGUGCACUGACGUUUGCACAAAGUGGAAACUUUAAACCAAGAUCUUCAUUGCACUUACCAAGCUAUUUGGACAUAUUUUUUUAAUUUAGGAUGAUGGCAUUUAGAUAAUGCAAUAAGACGUGUGUGUGUGUGUGUGUGUGUGUGUGUGGCUGUUGACACAUCCCAUGUCACCGUUGACUUUGCCUCAUGUCUUGUCAUUUUGUUGUGCAUGCUGGUUCAUUUGUUUGAGGUAGAUUUCAGAUGGAUUGCUAACACUUAUUUCAUUAAUGGCCAAACACCAAUUUUCUUUUUUUAAUCCAGCUAUUUUCACCACCUGUUCAAGUCUCCAGCAAUAGACGAGACGUUCUCUUCCGCUUGUACGACAACUGUGUUUUUGAAACAUUGGGGAAACCAUUGCUAUAUACAAGGACUUAAAUGACAUUUGAUUUGUUGCAGAUUCUUUGCGUCACCAUAGAGUACUUGCCUUUAUGAUUUCUAGUUUAUUUAAUAAGAGUAACGCAUAAGCAACUAAAACAUAUUUCCGAAAGUGUCUUUUUUUUUUUUUUUUAAGUUGUUUUUUAUUUAUAAUUUGUAUCGUUUGUCCUGUAACCUGAUUUAGUUUGCUAAUUGUGUCUAUUGUACUAGAUUGUCAAUCACUUGGCAGCCCCAGCACAGAUCACGCCGGCGUAAUUAUGUGCUGCACUCAUCUAUGUUCUGUACAGUCAUGACUUUCGAGGUGUAUCUUAACUACGUCUUUAAUGAAUCUUGGAGCGAUGAUGAUUAAAAUCUGCAAACGUGAAUCUGCAAAAAGAAGGGAUAUUAAAAUUGCGGUUGUAUGCAUUUUCUUUACGGCCUAACAAUGCCAUGUUUUUGCCACCACUCUCACCAAAGUGCUUGUUCAAAGAAAGCCGAUGGAAGACUAACACCUGGUCUGCAAUGGACUGGCACUCUAUUGUUUGUCUGGAAGAGAAAUCCUUUGAAACUGAUGUCAAUGUUAGCCAAAUGACCACUCUGCUUCUUUUACAUGUCCCAUUGUGUCUGGAGUAAGGUGGUGAUCUUGAAUUUUAUAUCCUGUGGAUUAAUACUGGAAGUACAAGAUAACCGUAGGUGUAGAAACAGUAGCUUUUCACAUUUGAUCAUGUUUUGAUUGAAGACAUUUUGCAUACAUUUUAGUCGGUUUGUAUGGUGCAGUUGUACCCAGUUUAAAAUAAACGCCUGCCUUAAAGGUACCGUCUGCUUUUAUGUGGCUCUCGUCAUAUACAUCAAUGCAACAAAAUAAAUCAAUACACGUGUACUCAAAAUAUUUUUAUUUGUUCUCUGCAUAGAAAAAACAAUUUAAAAACUUGAUCUCAGAGUUUCACUCGACAGGAUCCACGGUCACAAACUUUCCUUGGCAGAGGCACUGUGUGAUACAGGUUAUUCUUAAAGGUUAAAAACGAUUUGUAAAAAAAAACAAGAUCCAAAUAACCAUUUCCUGUGUUGGUGUGUGCAGAGCCAGUGUUUAAAUGCUAAAAUAAGUAUAAAGCGUGUCAGGAAUAUGGAUAUCUCAGACUGCCCUCAACAGUUAUAAUUUAAAAGGGGACGCUUUUAUAGUCAUGUUUUACGAUCAAGUGCGCUGACAAAAAAGAUAAUUUUGUAACUAAAAUCCAAAUGUGCACAAUUACAGAAAGGUACUUUUUUUCCCUCCACGAUAUGCCUCCUUUAAAGAAGUUUGUAUUUUAAAAUGCAUUCAUUGUCAUAAAUGCCUCUAAUUAAAUCAUCUUAAGAAAAGAACAAGUUAACCUGACCUGGACGUUGGUUGUUUCUAAUCCUUCAGACCACAGUGUAAAUAGAGAAAGCACCAGUUUAAUUUAAGUAAGACAAAACUUCCCAAAUGUAGACAGUCAGCGUCAUCUCCCAUCCGAGGCUGCUCAAUAGCAAAUGCACCCUCGGAGUGUAAUCCAUCUCACAACCAAGACGUUUAAACUACGCCAAUCGUUCUCGCGUGUCGGGUAACUGCACAUGCAUGUGAUGUAAAUUACUCACUGCUACGGUCAUUUAAUAUGAUCGGACUAUUAUAGUCCAUUAUAAUCUUGGAUUCCAAGCAUGGCCCCCCACCCACCUUUAAAAGUAGUUUCUAUUUUGCUCAGCUUUCUGCAAGCAUUCAGAUGAAAUGGAGCGCAUGUCAUUCAGCACUCAAGGCGGAAGCAACAGCUGAAAGGAUAGAAUAAAAUGAAUUAUGCGAUAAGUAGAGAAACAAGGUUACAACAAUGAAAUGACAACCCGAUUGAAGGAAGGGUGGAUGGUCCGACUCCUGCUCAUCCGCGUGUGCUCUUCAGAUGGGGCGGCUGUAGCUCAGUGGGGUAAGAGGGCCGUCCUUCAACCGCAAGGUCGUGGGUUCGAUCCCCGCUCUCCCCAUUAGCUGCAAGUCGAAGUGUCCUUGAGCAAGGCACUGAACCCCCAGUUGCUUCCCGGGCGCUUCACCGCAGCCCACUGCUCCUUAAUAACUAAGGAUGGGUUAAAUGCAGAGAACUAAUUUCCCCUUGGGGAUUAAUAAAAGUGUAUAUUUAUUUUA